ACCGUGGACAGCUCCAAGGCUCGCACCUCCCUGGACGCGCUGAAGAUCAGCCUUCGCCAGCUCAGGUGGAAGGAGUUCCCAUUUGGCCGGCGCUUGCCUUGUGACAUCUACUGGCACGGAGUUUCAUUUCACGACAAUGACAUACUCUCCGGUCAAGUGAACAAAUUCCCAGGCAUGACGGAGAUGGUGCGUAAAAUCACUCUGAGCAGAGCGCUGAGAAUCAUGCAGAACCUGUUUCCAGAGGAGUACAACUUCUACCCUCGCUCGUGGAUUCUGCCUGAGGAGUUCCAGCUCUUUGUCGCUCAGGUCCGGAUGGUGAAAGAUGGUGACCCGUCCUGGAAGCCCACUUUUAUUGUGAAACCGGAUGGUGGUUGUCAGGGUGAUGGAAUCUACCUCAUUAAAGAUCCCAAUGACAUCCGCCUGACUGGGACCCUGCAGAGCAGGCCAGCAGUAGUCCAGGAGUACAUUUAUAAGCCUCUCCUUAUUGACAAGCUCAAGUUCGACAUCCGUCUGUACGUCUUGCUGAAGUCAUUGGACCCCUUAGAGAUUUAUAUAGCCAAAGAUGGACUCUCUAGAUUUUGUACAGAGCCAUAUCAAGAGCCGAACCCCCAGAAUCUGCACCAUGUCUUCAUGCACUUGACCAACUACUCGCUGAACAUCCACAGUGGCAAGUUCAUCCACUCUGACAGCGCCAGCACAGGCAGCAAGAGGACUUUUUCGAGCAUCCUCUGCAGACUCUCCUCCAAAGGUGUGGACAUCAAGAAGGUCUGGUCUGACAUCAUCUCCUUGGUGAUCAAGACGGUCAUCGCCCUGACCCCGGAGCUCAAAGUUUUCUACCAGUCAGACAUCCCUACAGGGAGGCCAGGGCCCACCUGCUUCCAGAUUUUAGGCUUUGACAUUCUUCUGAUGAAAAGCCUGAAACCUAUGCUACUUGAAGUGAAUGCAAACCCCAGCAUGCGAAUUGAGCAUGAAUACGAACUCUCUCCAGGGGUGUUUGAAAAUAUCCCCAGCCUGGUGGAUGAGGAGGUGAAGGUGGCCGUGAUCAGAGACACGCUGCGCCUCAUGGACCCUCUGAAGAAGAAAAAGGAGACACACUUUCCAGAUAUCUGUAUGGGCAGAAAACACAGAAUCCCUCCAGUUUCUGACAGAAUGUCUUCAUCGAAGUUUAAGGGGUCCUCGCUUUCCGUAGCCAGGUCUCAGCAUCCUGAAAAGCCUGUCACUGGGAAGGAAGAUCUGGACUGUGAGAUGACCGGUGACCCCGACUCCAACCCUGAAGCCCACCUGCCCUCGAUUUGCCUCAAACAGGUGUUCCCCAAGUAUGCCAAGCAGUUCAACUACCUGCGCCUGGUAGACAGGAUGGCUAAUUUGUUUAUCCGGUUCCUGGGAAUCAAGGGGACAAUGAAGUUGGGACCGACUGGCUUUCGGACCUUCAUAAGGAACUGCAAGCUGAGCAGCAGCAGCCUGUCCAUGGCUGCAGUGGACAUCCUCUACAUCGACAUCACAAGGAGGUGGAACUCUGUGACCCUGGACCAGCGGGACUCAGGGAUGUGUCUACAGGCAUUUGUGGAAGCUUUCUUCUUCCUGGCCCAGAGGAAGUUCAAGAUGUUGCCUCUGCAUGAGCAGGUGGCCUCCUUGAUUGACCUGUGUGAAUACCACCUGUCCCUGCUGGACGAAAAGCGCUUGCUGUGCGGCCGGCGCAGGCGCCCCCAAAGCAGUCCUCCCCAGGAGAUGAACGCCAGGACCCAGUCAGCGGCAGGCAGCCUCGCACCCCGUAUGAUCGGUGCUAACAAGCUGUCUCACUCUAGACACGCUCUGUCCUGAAGACCACCCUGCCCUCCUGGAAGAAGGUGUGCUCUUGGGGGCUCAGUACCCCGGGCUCCCCCAAUCUGUGGGGAGCCACUAGGGUUCCCGCUACAAUGGCCAGGAAUCCUCUGUGUUCUGCAGGGCUCUCGCCUCACAUGGCCAAUUCUUGCCCACCCUCCUCCCGGCACCUCGUGGUGACCCACCCUGCUUGUGAGUCAUCGGUGGAUAUAUGACAUCUGAGAUGUGACAGAUGGCACCUACUGUUCCAGGUUCCUGGGAAGCCCCAUCUGGGGCAAUUCUGCUGUGCUUGGGGCCACAGGGGAGCAGAGCAUGGGGAAAAGGAUAGACCGUCUCAAAGCAAGGAACUGUGGCUGCGAGGUCACACUUGGGGUCUGCUGGGGCCUCUGCGAGCCUGCCGGUCAGAGCUCAGGAUCUCAGCAGCUCUUUCCACCCACCUGUUCUCUGAGAGAAGCAGAACUAUCAAGAUGGUGGACACCCCAAUCAUGUGCUAUAUGGGUGUACUUAACAGAUUAACCUCACUUAUUUCAUUAACUUGCCUGUUGCAAUGUUUAAUUUAUUACUAUUUAAGAAAUAAUUAAGAAGUAAUGGGUUCUUCCGUCUUCCCGUCCAGCUUCCAGGGGACCCCAGCAAAGGUGGGGUGCUGACCCAAUGGCCAAGAGCCACUGUGUACCCACCCAGCACUGUGCUGUCAGCCCUGGGUGAGGGGAGGGUUCAGAGGGAGAAUGUAAGGCCCAGUUGAGAGGCAGGGCAAGCAGAAGUGUGUGGAGAGGUGUGGGGUUCUAGACCAGAGCAAUCAGUGUUCUCGAAUGCUCUGCUGUGGGCAUCCUUGUUGGCCAACCGGGAGCUGUACAGGGCUGUUAAACAGAGCUUUGACUUGACACUUUUUCUCAAAAUGAGUCUUCCCAAAGUGCUUGCCAGCACGGAGCAGAGAGGAAAUGGGUUCAAGAGGCAUGUGCAGCCACGUUGAGGUAAUAUAGAUAUGUCAGCAUUCAUGGUGAGAGAUGGCCUCUCUACGCCGCCUGUCAUUGUUGGUUCCAUGGUUACAGAGCUGCUCAGUCGGUUGCUCAUGACUUUGGGAGGCUUCAUGCCCUUGAGGAUUUGACUCUAGUGAUGGUCAGGGAAGCCCAUUACGGACAAGUUGGCCCCGCCCCAAUACUGUCAGAAUUUUGGGUCACUCUGUUCUGAGUGAACAGUAGGAGACUUCUGCCUCACUUCCAUUGUUCAGUGGCACUAAUAUCUAGACUCACUUUGGUGACCUCACCUUCUGCAAGGUGUGACUGAAAUGAAAGCUAUUCAGAUGGCCCCUUCCCCCUGCAUGGAAGGAGGAACACCAGAGAGCCCAGGCAGGCACAGCUGAGCAUGGCAUGCUCUGUGCCCAGCUGUGGCCUAAGUCCCUUCUGUAGAGGCCCCUUGAGAGGGCCCAGCCUGCAGACCGGGCUCAGCUUUUCAUCUGUUGGAGGCGGGGCUGCGGCCCACGAGCCUAGCCAAAAGGAGCCUCCAAGGACACAGGAUUCAGUGGAACUGUUGAAAUGCUGGUCCUACCAGAUGUCCACUCUGUCCGUCCCUCCGUCCGUCCCCCGUACCCCCCCACGGCAGAACAGGGCCUCCCGGAGCCUCUUGCUUCCACACACAAGCCUCCUGGCGGCGGGGGUGGGGCUGUGUGUUUCUCCUUAUAUUAUCCCAGGGAACUUUAUGUCUUCUUAGUUCAGACCUCAGCAAGUCUCUCCCAGAAACAGCCAUGCCUCUGCCCCCAUACCCCUCAGUCUCCCCCUGCCCCCCCAGCUUCUGGAAGGGAGCAAGAACACCAGGGAGCCUUCGAAUCCCUGCUGAAAGUGCCCCAGUCAAGGGCCUUUUGAUCAAGGCCCUCCUCUUCUUCCCUAGGAGCCACAAGCCCCCACAGUCCUGGACUGGACCUCUGGACUCCUAGCACUCUUAGAAUCUGUUGUCAUGAAAACAGUGGGCCAUUUCUUCACUGGCAGGAAGACCCUGGCAGGCCGCUGGUACCUCUACCUGGUCCAGUCAGAUCCCUCUAGCCAACAGAAACAACUUCCUCUUGAGGCUCAGCUCUAGAGCCCUGCUAUAGCUCACCCCACCCACCCCCUCCCCCUCCCAGGAUGAACAGCUUCUUCCAUGUAUGUCCAGGAACGCAGAAAGGCCCUCCACUGACACGCUUAACUGUGGGAACCCAGCUGUGACUUGAGGGAGAGGCCAGGUCAGCUGCUAAGACCCAGAGUGACAGGAACUGAGUAGCUGUAGGUGAGGAGACAUGUCCCCUCUCCACAUGCUGUGGAUGCUCUUACAAAUCACAGCUUUCUAAGCUUCACUGAGCUGAUUGGCUGAACAUCCCCAGAUUCCCAAUUGGCUGAUCCCCUCCCCAAGCAUGGUAGCUGUCCCAUGAGCCCAUGAGUGGACAAUGGCUUUGCGGAUCCUUGAGUCUCUCCAUGGACAGAUUCCAUGGGACCUUCAGCUCAGGUCCUAGGCCUAUUCCUGAGGGCCACCCCCUCCCCUUCAGCCCUGCCCUCCAAGGACUGCUAGGCCAGGCGGCCUUCAAGCUGCUCCUCAUGGGUAUCCACCCUGUCUCCCCAUCUAAUGCUACACCACACAUUCGGAGAAGACAGUCUGUGUGGAUGUGGCUACUCAGGAGUAGAGCUGGACAGGCAUUUGAAAAACAUUCCAUGCCUUUCUAGAUUAUUCUAGAGACCCCUUUUCUGUGUGAAUGAACAUGUUCUUGGUGCUUCACAGUUCAAAGGUUUCUUUUAAAUUUCUCUUCUCGUCUGAUCCUCCAAGCUACCCAGUGAAGGCAAGGACGUCACCAGUCCUUCUGACGCCCUCCACAGCCCAGCUGAGCAGACGUGGCAGCCCAUGUGGCGGGAAGCUGCAUGUGCCAUCAGAGCAUACCUGGGAAUCCUAGGGACUUGGGGCCCCCAAGGAAGACCCUGGGGCCACGGAGACUAUAAGGACUCCACCCAAAUAUGGGUGAUGUCUUCUCUCAGAAUCCUAGGAACGUUAGGAAAGAUGACGAAAAGUUUCCUUGAAUAAUGUUCAUGGAGAUGGAUGAAGCUGAAGUGAGACCUCCACCCCACCCCACCCCACCCCUCUCCCAGCUGCCUUUCAUCUGCACAUAUCUGAAGACAUUCACAGGCUGGAAAAAGGCCCUGCCGCUCCUCAGAUGUCUGGGGUUGGCCUCGUGAUUGACAGAGUACUACUCUAGAAUGGUGCAAACACCACACGCACACCUUCCUUCCUUGAUUAGGGUCCUUUAUUCCUCAGAGGUAAGUGAGAACUGGACUGGCUUUGGGUGCCUUCUCUUGAAGCUCGGGACUCAUGAGCUCUCAUGUGGGAGCUGUGUUCCCAGAGGCAGAGAGCUGUCCACACUCCAUGGGGGAAUUUCACCAGUGAGCAAUGUAGCCUGAAACCUACCUAGCCUCCAUUGAUAAUUGUGCCAUUCUCCCAUUUCAUUUGAUGAAUGUGAGUGAAAUUUUCCCACACUCUAUUUCUCACAAAAUAGUGCAAUCUGUUUUCUUGUUCCCAGAGACAAAGAAACUCUGCGGAAGGCUUCUCGGUUGCCUCCUCUCAUCACCAAAGUCUUGCUUUCAUUUUAACUAGAAAAAAACAUGCUGCCUCUAUUUACACAUGCAGACACACACACACACACACGCACACGCACACGCACACGCACACGCACACGCACGCACUGAGCCUCAGCAUAAAAGGAUAAAGUCACUAAUGUUUUCCUCAUUUCUGGCUUUUUGUUCCGAGUCUGAUCUGGAAAACGGAGGAACACAGGCUCUUUGUGGCCCUGUUCUCACAAAACCUGCUCACCCAGAAGCCCCUGGGAAACUUUUCCUCCACAAGAAGGGGAAGCAUUUGAACAGACUGUGCCCAGGGCCAUCACGACUCCCCCAGGCCUCAGCUGGGCUGCAGAGGUUUUUCCCUGUUUCACAUCAGAACGGAGAAGCCAAAGGAGGCCUGUCUCCUCCGGAGGACCGGGCUUUGGAAGUCUGCCGGGAGUGUGAACUUGCUUGGUCUGGCGCACGGUUGGUGAGUGGCCAUGGACCAGUGACGACGUUCCGCCCUCACACCCAUCCCUCUUCUGUGCAGCAGAGAUCGUGUCAAAGUGGACCCAAGGAGCCUGGCAUGAGGCGUGGCACCUGGGAAGUGUCUUCACAAACGUCUGCUGAGGAAGGCAUGGUCUCCAUAUGCUGAGAGCCACAGAUGCCGGGAAACACUGCCCCAGGCCGUGAGCCCUGGCAGGGAGGCUCCUGGAAGUCUGCUGAGACCCCCCCCCCUCCCGCCAUUCCCACCUCUUAAGCCUUUCAAAAUUCUUUAUUAAAUUUUCAUGGCGCAUGUACUCAAGGCUCUGUUACAGCCUCAGUUGUCUUGGUAACUUCGUAAAAUGCAAUAAUAAAAUGAAGCCGAGGGUCGCUAACCACAGGCUUACUGUAUAAACAGCUAGGGUA
Messenger RNA from Peromyscus maniculatus bairdii (prairie deer mouse), 6284 nucleotides. It is a transcript of the gene Ttll11, whose product is annotated as tubulin tyrosine ligase like 11. The record is from RefSeq and is a predicted model, not a curated record. Gene Ontology annotation, molecular function: tubulin binding; tubulin-glutamic acid ligase activity. Gene Ontology annotation, cellular component: ciliary basal body. Gene Ontology annotation, biological process: protein polyglutamylation; microtubule cytoskeleton organization. Lineage: Eukaryota; Metazoa; Chordata; Mammalia; Rodentia; Cricetidae.